CACGACCCUCUUUUCGACCUGCAUUUCUUGUUACCGGUUGUAUUGAAGUCGAAUCCGUGCUAGAAAACUUAAAGUUACACCUUUAAAACUAUAAUUUGAAUACUGAACAUGGCUUCUAAACAAGUUGCAGUCGUAACAGGAAGUAAUAAGGGAAUUGGUUUUGCCAUUGUUAGAGCAUUAUGUAAAUCAUUUAAAGGAGAUGUUAUAUUAACAGCUCGAAAUGAAGAUCUAGGAAAGAAGGCAGUAGAAGAUUUGAAUAAGGAGGGUCUAAAACCAGAAUUCCAACAACUGGACAUCUGUGACACAAAUAGUAUUGAUCGUCUCAAAUCUUUCAUACAAUCAAACUACGGAGGACUGGAUAUUCUAGUAAAUAAUGCUGGCAUAGCUUAUAAGCAAAGUUCAACUGCUCCCUUCCCAGAGCAGGCAGAAGUAACAGUAAAAACUAAUUUUACAGCAACAUUAGAUGUUUGUAAUGCCUUAUUCCCUAUCUUACGUCCUCACGCUCGAGUUGUACACGUAUCAAGUAUGGUGUCACAGUGGUCUGGGAAAAAAUGUUCUGAUGCUCUGAAAGCCAGAUUCCUAGAUUCAAAUCUGAAAAUGGAUGAAUUGAAACAAAUUAUGGCUGAUUUUGUUCAAUCUGCUAAAGAUGAUCAGGUUGAAGAAAAAGGAUUCACCAAGUCUGCAUAUGGUAUGUCGAAAGUUGGAGUAACUGUAAUGACUUUUAUACAACAACGAGAAUUAAACUCUAAAGAUGAUAUCAUUGUCAAUGCUUGUUGCCCUGGUUACGUUGAUACUGAUAUGUCGAGUCAUAAAGGCACUAAAACAAUUGACGAAGGUGCAGAAACUCCUGUUUACUUAGCUCUCCUUCCUCAUGGUUCAGAUAUUAAAGGCAAAUUCUUGUCUGAGAAAACAGUUCAAGACUGGCCUGGAAAUUAAUUAAAAUGGCAGAAAAUACUUAGACUGUUUUUUGUUUUUUUAUAUUCCAAUGAAAAAUGAGACAGAAUUUGUAACUAAUUGUUUUAUAGUCCUUUAUUUUCUAAUAAAAUAUACAAAUUUAAAUUUUUAAUCAUUUGAAAGUCUACACUGAGCCGACUCUUGAAAAAACACUGGCACAAAAAUGUAAAUUUUUUUUUAUAAAGUUCUAAAAGUAAGAAAGGUAUGUUUCAAAGAUUUGAUUGAACAGGGGUUUUCAGUGUGCCCGGAUUGUACUUAAUUCAAUAUUAUUUACCAAGUGUAAGAGUUAUGUGUUUGGAUGUACUCAGAGUUUUGUUUUAAUGAAACAAUAGUAGAGUUGUGUCCCUUAGAUAAUGUUAAAUUCUUCUCUUGAAAUUGUCAGAAUAAAAUAUUUAAAGUCUAA
Molecule: messenger RNA, 1357 nt
Organism: Lottia gigantea (owl limpet)
Lineage: Eukaryota; Metazoa; Mollusca; Gastropoda; Lottiidae
Exons: 8
Coding region: 109-936 (275 amino acids)
Molecular function (GO): carbonyl reductase (NADPH) activity
Source: RefSeq, a predicted model, not a curated record